AUGAAGGUGAACACAAUCUUGCCAGUGGUCGCGAUGGCCACUGCUGGUGCCGCGCUGGUUCUACCAGAUGUGGACGAGACCGUAAAGUCGGUGUCCCAUAAAGUUGAAAAUGCUGUGGCUGUUGCUAACGGUGUUAUGAGCUCUUUUGCCAAAGAAAUUACCAAGAACGCAGCCGAAAAGGAUGAAGAAGUCAAGUUGGCCCCUCUUGUGGCACCAAAUGAUGCUUCUAACGUUAUUCCUAACCGGUACGUUAUUGUUUUCAAGAAAAACCUGACACCGGAGGAGAUUGCUUUCCACAAAGAGGUAAUUGCGGAAGCUCAUGCUGAGUCUAUUUCAGCUUUGAAAGAAGAUGAUAUUUUCUUUGCGUCAACUACCGGUGAAUCUAACGAGUAUGGUGUCGCCGCAGUCUCUGCCGAAGGUGGUAUCCAGGAGUCAUUUGACAUUGGCGAAAUUCUAAACGGCUACAUUGGUUACUUCACUGAUGAAGUUAUUGAUUUUAUUCGCAUGAACCCACUUGUCGAUUUUGUGGAAAAGGAUUCUCUAGUGUUUGCUUCCGAGUUUGACACCCAAAAUGGCGCUCCCUGGGGGUUAUCUCGUAUUUCUCACCGUGAGAAGUUGAACUUGGGCAGUUUCAAUAAAUAUCUGUUUGACGAUGACGCCGGUAAGGGGGUUACUUCUUACGUCAUCGACACGGGUAUCAAUGUUGAUCACGAGGAUUUCGAAGGAAGAGCCGUCUGGGGUAAGACAAUACCAACCAACGACUUAGACAGUGAUGGAAAUGGUCACGGUACUCACUGUGCUGGUACCAUCGCUUCCAAGCACUACGGUGUCGCUAAAAAUGCGGAAGUCGUUGCCGUGAAGGUUUUGAGAUCUAACGGCUCUGGUACGAUGUCUGACGUCGUUAAGGGAGUCGAAUUUGCGGCUAAGUCUCAUCAAGAUGCGGUGAAGAAGAACAAAAAGGGUUUCAAGGGCUCCACUGCUAAUAUGUCUUUGGGUGGUGGUAAAUCUCCUGCUCUAGAUAUGGCAGUUAACGCAGCUGUUAAGGCCGGUCUUCACUUCGCCGUUGCAGCCGGUAACGAAAACCAGGAUGCGUGUAACACUUCUCCUGCUGCUGCAGAAAAUGCUAUUACGGUUGGUGCAACGACGUUGAGUGACGACAGAGCUUACUUUUCCAACUGGGGUAGCUGUGUUGAUAUCUUCGCGCCAGGUUUGAACGUACUCUCUACUUACAUUGGUUCUAACACAGCUACAGCGACGUUGUCAGGUACUUCCAUGGCUUCCCCACAUGUCGCAGGUCUGUUAACAUACUUUUUAUCAUUGCAGCCAGGUUCUGAUAGUGAAUUUUUCAAUGCUGCUGGAGGUGUUACUCCAAAUCAACUGAAGAAGAGAUUGAUUGCCUUCAGCACUAAGAAUGCUCUGGGCGAUGUUCCAGACGACACACCUAACUACUUGAUUUUCAACGGUGGUGGUAAAGAUUUGGACGAUUUCUGGGGCAAGGAUGUCGCAGAAGAUGCUUCCGCAGAAAAAUCUUCUAUUUCUGACGGUCUAUCCGAACUAAUUGAUGCACUUGAUGAGAAGUCAGAUAUUUUGUUCGAAGAAGUCAGAGAAAUCUUCGACCAAUUGAAUAUCAUUUAG
Messenger RNA from Lachancea fermentati, 1635 nucleotides. The record is from the annotation of a GenBank genome assembly. Lineage: Eukaryota; Fungi; Ascomycota; Saccharomycetes; Saccharomycetales; Saccharomycetaceae.